This is a messenger RNA of Pseudomassariella vexata, 7743 nucleotides long. RefSeq lists its product as uncharacterized. Gene Ontology annotation, biological process: establishment of mitochondrion localization; dynein-driven meiotic oscillatory nuclear movement; microtubule cytoskeleton organization. The coding region runs from base 375 to 7577 and encodes 2400 amino acids. Gene Ontology annotation, cellular component: cell cortex; mitochondrion. The record is from RefSeq and is a predicted model, not a curated record. NCBI's taxonomy places the organism in Eukaryota, Fungi, Ascomycota, Sordariomycetes, Amphisphaeriales, Pseudomassariaceae. Gene Ontology annotation, molecular function: tubulin binding; phospholipid binding. The transcript is spliced from 3 exons.
UCACUAAAGCUAGAGCAUUCCGACUGAGACCUGGGAAGUUGGCCAAGAUCCCAUUCAAGGCCUGUGAUUGAACAGCGACAACAUUGAACUGUCCACCGCCGACGUCAAUCAUUCCAUUCCCCGAGUGCUCUUGCUUCGCUGUCACUGCAGCUCCGGCCUGAACUUGCCGCAUUCUCCUUCGGGUUUGCAUACAAAACUUACCCCUUUGGGACAAUACAGCACACCGCGACCGAGGGCCUACUUUUAUUUGUCUUGUUUCACGCAGCUACAGGUAAACACGAGACUGCAUGUCACCCCUGCAAUCCAAAGGGAAAUAGCGCUCUUCGUGCCGUGCUGCAGCGCCUUCCCAUCGACGCGAACGCCACACGCCGACCAUGGCCACGUUGCGGGCCCCCGACGACUUUUCGUCGCCGGUGUCAAUGGAAGGCAACGACCCUUUUAUAGUGUCGCAUCCUGACUCUACCAGACACAGAUUCUCCAAUUUCGACGCCCACGUGUUUGCGCUCGGCCCCAAUGCCUCUCCAGCUCAAGCAAAAAGAGCACUAGAAGCACAUCUCGCCGAGACAACACGAAGAAUGGCGGAGGCUGGCAAGCUGGGUCAGGCUUUGGUAGCGCAAGAGGAGGAGCUCAGGCAGCGACUGGAAGAAGUAGAACAAAUGGAACAGGAGGGCGAGCUCUCUCAAGAUUUACGGCAAAAGCUGGCAGCCGUGGAGAAGGACUACAACGAUGUUGCGCGGGAGAGCGCGAAGGCGUUCCUGCCCAAGCCAAGAAUCCCCAGCAACGAGGCCGCCGCCGGGUCGCCCUUUGUGCCAGAAGGUAGAGGCAAUAGGCGGUCCAUCAGUCCCUCGAAGUUUGAAGCCCAAGCAACAGGUUCUCCGCUCAAGUCUAGCCUACCGAAUCGAAAGCUCCGCAACCAGCCUGCCAGCCGGGUACACGACAUCGAAUUCGCGGCCGAAAUCAGUACACAGCUGAUCGCUCAAGUUCGCCAGUUGCAAUCGGUUCUAGCUGAGAAGGAGGAAGAACUCAAAGACAUCAAGGUCGAAAAGUCCAAGCUAGAGUAUGAGGCUGAGGGUUUCCAACAACGACUGAAGUCCCUGGACGAAAGCGAAGGCCGCUACAAGGAUGAGAACUGGAGUCUGGAGACGCAAGUCCAUGAUCUCACGGCAGCUCAGCGGGAAUCGGCGGACCGCGAGAAGAAGUUGCAACAAAUGGUCAACGUGUUGCAGGCCGAGAAGAACUCGGCACAACGAGAACUGGACGAGGUUAAGCUCGGCCAUGCCAGGCUAACUGAUGAAUACGCCACGGCCGUGAAGCAGCACGAUACCGAGCUCGGCGCAGCCAAACGCAACAUUGCGAUCGCGGAGGCGGAGCGACAACUCAUGCAUCGGAAGCUUGACGACUUGGCAAGUCAGAACCAAGAGCUUGCGCAGGCAAUUUCGUCCCAGAGAGGCAGAAUGUCUGAUCGACAAGAGGCUCAGCGCUUGAGCGACGAGGACUUCGCAACGGCGAACGAUGAUAUCACCCCGGAACACUCACCACCGCCUUCUCCGAUCAAGGGUACGCCUCGACACUCGUUCCUCGAGUCCGAGACCCUUAAAACCUCCCUCGGCCACGCCCAGCGAACGAUUCAAAGCUUGAGAACCAACUUCCAUCGUGAGAAGACGGAGAAGCUUGAGUUGCGACGCAUGCUUCAGGAUGUCCGAGACGAGCUGGAGAAGGCGAGACAGGAACCCCCGCCGCCCAGCAGACGCGCCAGAAAGGCCGAAUCCCGCGACCUCAAGAAGCCACCACGUCUGCUUGGAAGUCACCGUAGUUCCCGAAGCGAGAUCAUUAUUGACGAUCCCAACUGGGAGGAUCAGCCCGAUGGCAGUCCCAAUCAGUCUGCACUGCACCAGCGUGGGUCCGUGAGCACCUUCGAACCCGUUAUGGAAAGUAUUGAGAGCGAGAACUUCGAGAUGGCAAACGAGACCAGUGACCAAGCUUUCGAGACCGCUAAUGAACGGGAAACCGAAACGGAAGACUUCCAGACUGCUGCCGAUGAUACCGACGACUUCCAGACCGGUGCCGAGGAUUUCUCUAGCGAGGGGGCCGAGACAGAAACCGACAGCCCCUCCAAGCGACACACGCUCAGAGGCCGACCUCCAAGCUUCUCUACACGCUUGCAACGCAGUGGCUCGCUUCACAGCACCGCAUCCACCGAGGACGAGUACGAAUUCGAUGACAUGAAGACCCCGUCGUCGCAGUUCACCAAUGUCCAGCACAAGUUUCCCCUGCGGGUUGGUCGGGGUGCCAUGCGCAGAUCGCGGCAAGCUAGCGAAGAUGCCGCGUUCCAGAGCAGUCCGGCCAGCUUUGUUCUGAGUCGGGAUGGCACUCCUCAAGUGCCUGUGCAGAGCCUCGCGGCUGAGCUCGGCGAGUUCGACAACAGCGAUAAUGAUUCUACCCUGUCUGCAACUCCUAGUAAGAGAAGCAUCCGCUGGUCCAGACCUGGUUCCAGGAGAGAGACGACCGCGUCUCCGCCACCCGCAGUUCCUCGACUGCCUCGACGUGUCAUGGUUGAUACUGGCACGAUGACAGAGCCUCUGCCAGAGUUACGACCCAGCUCGCCAAUGAGCGUCGUGACUGCUGAGCGACCGAUGUCUAUGGGUACGGUCGUCAGCCAGUCCGGCAUGUCCGAAUAUAGCGAGGGCCAUGACUUCGAGGAAAACUUGGCUAAGUUCCCAUCUCCUCCAACUUCGCCUCCGAGGACGAACUUCGCCCUGUCAUCGAUGCAUGCUCAUGAGGUUGAAGCAAUCGAAGAGUUGGACACACGUACUCCUGAGCUUGAGGCUUUGAAAGAAGAGCAUGCGAAGCAAAUCGAACAGCUGCAUGCCGAGAAUGCGGCUGCACGCGAUGCUGCACUGGAGGCACUCGAGAGCAGUCACACCCAGCACUUGAAUCGAUCCAUCGAAGAUGUCCAGGCAGCUCAUGCUCAAGAGCUCGAGGCACUUACGUCUGGUCACACUGACCACUUGAGUCGAUCUAUUGCCGAAGUGAAGACAGCACACACCCAAGAGCUUGAAGAACUGAAGUGUAGCCAUGUCGAGCACUUGACUCGAUCUAUCAAUGAAGUGAAGUCAGCUCAUGCCCGGGAGCUCGAAACACUCAAGUCUGGUCAUAAUGAUGAGACGUUGAGACUGGCAGCGGAUGCUAAGGCUGCACAUGCACAAGAGUUAGAAGCCCUUCAAGCUACGCAUGCUGCGAAGAUUGCGCAGAUGGAAUCGGAUAGCCAAGCGGCCCAUGCCUCUGAGAUUGCAGCUCUGAAAACGAGACACGAAGAGCAACUGGCAGCUUCCAAGAAGGAAAGUGACGAAAUGCACGCCGCCGAGCUUGCUGCCCUAGUGGCUGCGCACGCUGCCCAGAUCGAGGACGCGAAAAGGAAACUUACCGAAAGCCACGACAAUGAUCUCGAAUCGCUCAAGACAAGCCAUAUGGAGCAAAUCGAACACGUCAAGCAGGAUAGCGAUGCAGCUCACGCGGAUGAGCUUGAGGCGAUGAAAGCCACUCAUCUGGCCCAGAUCGACGCGGUCAAGGAGAGCCUCGCUGGGACACAUGAACAAGAGCUGGAGGCACUCAAGGCAGCCCAUGCUCUGCAAGUUGAACAUUUCAAGCAGGCGAGUGAGGCGGCCCAUGCUGCAGAGCUUGCUGCUCUUGUCGCACUCCACGAGAAGCAGCUCGAGUCGUCAAAGGCUGAAGGCGAUGCCACCCUUACCAGGGAGCUAGAAGCCCUCAAGGACUCUCAUGCCAAGCAACUGGAGUCUUCCAACGCCGAAGCUGCUGCGACAUUAGAGCGGGAGAUACAAGCUCUCCAAAUAUCUCAUGCUCAGCAAAUGGAUUCCACCAGGGCGGAAGGUGACGCGAAGUUGGCUAAGGAGCUCAACGCUCUUGAAGCUACUCACCUCGAGCAAUUGGCAUCAUCUAAGGCUGAAGCAGAAGCCACGCUCUCUAAGGAAAUUGAAGCUCUCAAGUCCGCCCAUGCCCAGCAACUGGCGUCCACCAAGGCAGAAGGCGAGGCAACGCUAGAAAAUGAACUUCAAUCUUUGAAGGCCAUACACGCAAAGCAAUUGGAAGAUUCGAAGCAAGAGAGCGAUGCGGCUCACGCGGCAGAAAUUGCUGCUCUAGUUGCGUUGCACGAAAAACAGCUCGCAUCUGCCCAUUCCGAUAGCGAGGCGACAUUAUCAAAGGAACUUGCAGCACUCAAGGAUGCGCACGCCAAAGAACUGCAAGCCUUGAGGAGCGAACAUGACACCGCCCAUGCCCAGGAACUGGAGACUUUCAAGGCAGCAGUUGACAAGCAGAUCGAGUCCUCCAAGACCGAAGGCAACGCUGCACACACGCAGCAGAUUGAGGCUAUCAACUCAGCCCAUGCCGAGAUUGUCGAGGUCCACAAGCGAGAUUCGGAGAAGCUUCAAUCGCAACUGGAGGCUUUGAGCUUGUCACACGAGAAGCAGAUCGAGGCAUUGAAGACGGAGCACUCUUCUUUGAAGACCAAGGAGAUCAAUGUGCUUAUUGCUCAGCAUGACGAUAGACUCAAGGCGCUCGUUGAUGAGACCACCGCCGCGAAGUCAAAGGCUCUUGACGAACUUGCCUCUAAGCAAGUGAGCGAGCUUGACGCCAUUAGAAGUGAACACGCUACUCUGCGAUCCAAGGAGUUGGCCGAACUUGCCGCUAGUCACGAACAGCACAUCGAGAUGCUGACAGAAGAGCACGCGAUUUCCAGAUCCAGAGAAAUCGAUGACCUAAUUGCCAAACACGAAAGCCAGCUGGGAGCGCUGAGAGCCGAGAAUGCCGCCAUCAAGUCUAGGGAUCUGCAAGAGUUGACAUCCAGCCAUGAGAAACAGAUCGAAAAUCUCAAAACCGAGGCCACCGCUGCUAAGACUAAGGAGAUCGACGAGCUUGUUGCGAGUCACCAGAGCCAGAUCGAGGCUCUCAAGGCGGAUGCUGCUACUUCCAAGGCAAGGGAGCUUGGUGAAAUGGCGGCCCAGCACUCGCAGCAUAUCGCUUCGUUGAAAUCUGAUCACGAAUCCGCGAUUGUCGAAUUGUUAGAGGAGCUUGCGGCAAGCCACGCAUUGAAGCUGGAAGCUCUGCGAACCGAGAGCGAGUCAUCCAAGGCGGCAGAAUUGGAGACAUUGCAUGCCAACCACGCAACUUCUCUUCAAUCGCUACGGGACGAACAUGAAGCUUCACGCACAAAGGAUUUGGAAGGUCUAAAGUCAACACAUGAUUUGAUGCUCGACUCCUUGCGCACAGAACAUCGAACGGUGCUUGAUGAUACCAUCCAGAACCUCAACGCUGGCCAUGCUAAGGACAUCGAUUCUCUCAGGGAUGCCCACACCAGAAGACAAGAAGAAGCGUUGGACAUUUUGAAAUCAAGUCACGCCGAACAAUUGGAUGCACUGAGGGCCGAGAAUGAAGCAGCAUUGGCCCGGGCCGUUGGAUCCGCGAAGGCUGAGCACGAACAGGCCCUGGAAGCACAUCGAGCUGAGAGCUUGGCGGAGAAGGAGAAGCUCUUGGCGAGUCACGCUCUGGAGCUCGAGGCUUUGAAAGAGAAGCUUUUGGCUGGUCAUGCUGCAGAGCUCGAGGCUUUGAGGGCAUCUUUGACUGUCCAACCUCCGUCCCUGGGGUACUCUUCAGUGAACGCUGUUGAGACACAGCCCGUUGAGGAUUCAGAGUCUCUGCGCAGUCCCAAGCGGGAGGCAUUCAUGAUCCCGCGCGACUCGGUACCAAAGCAGCCACAGACUCCGAAUGGAUCUGCGAUCGCGGUCGUUGGGCGGAAGGGCAAAGGUGUUGCUACGCCUGUCAUUGCCGAGGACGAGACGCGUCAAUCACCAAGCUCUGCGGCUGGUCCAGAAACCCCAGAGUCCCAGCGCCCCUUCAAGGAAAUAUCCAUCAACACGGAUGUUCGACAACGGAAGCAGCCCAUGCCUACUGCUGAUCAGGGCGCACAAACUGCGCUUACUUCAGAUGGCCUUGAUCGUCUCCUGUCGAAGAAUCAGCGUCGCAACUCCCAGGAGUCUUUCAUACUCACCACUCCUCGUGGCGCAGUUAUUCCAACUCCAUUUGACGACGCAAACACCCCUACGACUAUCAGACACAAGCAAUCCAACGAGAGCAUGGGUGGCGUUGGUCGGGCCAGGACGAGGGUGAGCGACAGUAGUGCCGUUUCGGCACCGGAACCAGUGCCUGCCCGCCGACCUGGCAGUUCAUCAAGUGCCCGCGGUUCGGUUCCAGCGUUGCCACCGUUACCUGUUAAUCACAGAGAAGCCAUCGAGGCGGCACGUACUGGUUCCUCGAGUGGGAAGAGCGCGAUGGGCCCACCGCUACUGCCGGCAUCCGCGUACAAGAACUCCGCUGCACGACCUCGAACACCCGGCAGCCACUCACAGCUAUCUCCAACUGGUCGUGGCACCCCAACCCCUCGAGCGAUGAGGACAAAUUCUUCACAUGGGUAUGGCGAGGUGCACUCUCCAUCCAAAAUGACCGCCCGCAGCAGACAAUCGUCCGUUUCGUCGUUUGCGUCGGAGAUUGAUACGAGGUUCAAUACUAGGACCGACAUGUAUGGAGAAGCUGCGGGUCUUACCAGUCCCGGUACUGAUCCUCGGAUGAUUCAAGCAAUCACCCAGACCAUGAUUGGCGAAUACCUGUGGAAAUACACACGCAAGGCUGGCCGCGGCGAAAUGUCCGAGAACAGGCACAGGCGAUACUUCUGGGUCCAUCCAUACACGCGAACGCUGUACUGGAGUGAUCGUGACCCUUCCAAUGCUGGCCGCACCGAGCUGAAGGCAAAGAGUGUCCCAAUCGAGGCCGUCCGGGUCGUGACAGAUGACAACAUCAUGCCCCCUGGCCUGCACCGCAAGAGUCUGGUCAUCAUCUCACCUGGCCGAACCAUCAAAUUCACCUGCACAACGGGUCAGCGACACGAGACCUGGUUCAACGCCCUUUCGUACCUGUUGCUUCGCACCGGCCACGAAGGUCACACUGACGCAGAAGAGAUUGCCGGCAACAUCACCCAGGAAGACGUUGAGGAGUUCAACCCAUCCUAUGGACCACGCUCAGCCCAUAGCAACACUCCUCGCGGACCGCCAUCUCUUUCAUCAUACAACUCUCGGACAACCCGUAACGAGUCCCCCACCGUUGAUUUGAACAUUCCGACUCUCACGCCCACGCAUGAAAGGACAAGUGCGCGACCUCACACUCUAAGUAGAUUGAGCGGUUCUUUCUUUGGUCGUACCAGCACCACAGGCAGUGGUAUUUUCAACAGCUUGCGGGCUCGUAGUCAGACAGGCCAUGGCGACAACACUAUCUAUGAGGCGAGCGAAGUGCAUGACAGUGCCGAAGAUGUAAGGCAGAUCAUUGAGCAGCAGGAUCGGGAGGCAGACCGGCUGGAGAAUGUUCGCGCAUGUUGCGAUGGCAAACACGACGUUGGAACAUUAGCACACAGUGGGAAGAAGGGGCGCCCAGGCUAUGCGCAUAGUCACACCCACCCGGGACGGUCGACGACGCCGACGCCGAUGGCCACAACUAGAUCGAGACCUGCAUAGGCGCCGAAGGAUGUCAAUGCGAAGAAGGACGUCGCAGGAUGUGGGGUUCCUCCUUGGUCAAAUCAAUCCUACUACCAUUUCGAUUCCAGUCAAUCACUAUACAUCUUCAACUGUACAAUUUGACGCUUCACUUGUCCCACUCUAUGCAAGUGCGCGUCACCAUGAA